UGACACAUUUCCUGGUACAGUCGGCAGCGGCUCUCCCACAGCUCACAACCCCGCAGACUGAGCGACCUGUCUGGGCAUCUCUCUCUUCUCCUCUUCGGCGGACGACACUCCAAACAACCGCUCCGGCCACCAUGGUCCGAUUCGCUGCCUUUGUUUCGCUCCUCGCCGCCGGGAUCGUCCUCCAGCUGUCACAUGGCGCUGAAGUGAAUGUCACAGACAAAGCUGGCAAGCUCUGCCUCUAUGCCAACCUCAUGGUCAACUUCUCAGUCUCGUAUGCAGCUGGAGAGAAGAAGGACACAGCUGAAAUUGAACUUCCAAGUGCAGUCACAACCGAUGGAAGUGAAUGCGGCGCCACAAGCUCAACGCUGAAGCUUAAUUUCGGAGACGGGCACUCCUGGAGUGUGAACUUCACCAUGGAUGGAAAUAUGUACCAGGCAGACUCCAUCACCUUUUCCUACAACCUCAGUGACGCCAUGGUCUUCCCUGGCUCUCGAUCAAAUGAAACUGAAUCCGUGACCGUGAAGUCUCAGAUUACAAACGUGGGUUUGGAUACCUGCUACUCCUGCAGCAGUAAAGAUAUGAUACUUACUGAUAUGGUCAAUAUGACACUGUCCAGCAUGCUCAUACAGGCGUUUGUGAGUGAAGGCAACAAGAGUGAAAUUAUCACAUCUUGUAGUGCGGAUUCACCCCCGACCUCUCCUCCCACAACAUCUCCUCCCACAACAUCUCCUCCCACAACAUCUCCUCCCACAACAUCUCCUCCCACAACAUCUCUUCCCCCGACCACUCUUCCCCCGACCACUCUUCUCCCGACCACUCCUCCCCCGACCACUCCUCCCCCGACCACUCAGGGCACCAAUGCAACCACCCCGGGCACCAAUGCAACCACCCCAGCUCCUCCCCCGACCACUCAGGGCACCAAUGCAACCACCCCAGCUCCUGUCACAAACGCCACUACCCCUGCCCCUCCUCCUACCCCCACCCCAACGCCCACCCUCCCUCCUCCCAUUAUUGGGAAGUACAGCCUCAACUCGGACAACAGCACCGUCUGCCUGUUGGCCACCUUUGGUCUGCGGAUCGGUAUCAAGCAAGGAGAGACGUAUCAGGAGAUGAACCUCGAUGCCAACGAGACCAAGGCAUCUGGAUCAUGUGGAGUCAACAGCAGCGAGCUGAAGUUGGUGUCAAGCACUAUGACCAUCAUGUUGACCUUCAUUAAUGACACAGCAAAGUUCCGCCUGCAUGCCGUCAACUUCACCGCAAAGACGGGCUCUGGUGUGGACUUUAAUGCGGUGAACACAAACCUGACUCUAUGGGAGGCGGCCAUCGGCAGCUCCUACAUGUGCAACAAGGAGCAGAACUACACCAUCACCAACCUGCUCAGCUUCUACACCUUCAACCUGCGAGUGCAGCCCUUUGGAAUCACAAAGGGGGAUUUCAAUACAGCCCAUGAAUGUUCAUUGGAUGACACCAGCAUCUUAAUCCCAAUCAUUGUUGGCGCGGCUCUGGCUGGCUUGAUUCUCAUUGUAGUGGUCGCUUACGUGAUUGGUCGAAGAAAGACUUAUGUCGGAUAUCAGACCCUUUAAAUCACUCCUGAAAUAUCACGGGGCUCCCAAGCCUGGUCCUUGGGGGUUUUAAAUUAAAAUCUAAAAUAAACAAAGUCUCAUCAGGAAAAAACUCAGCAAAAUUUAGUUUUACUGUCUCUUGAUAUUGAAGAUAUUAGACAUGUGAUGCUUUCAGAGCAUUUUUGGAAUUACAGUCACCUCAAGGGUCUUGUAACGGUGGAGGGUUUGGUGUAAUUCUCAAGGACCAAACUUGUUUACCCCCAAUUUUUAUGUUCCUUUCUGUUGAUGUCUGGAUUUUUGUCUUUCUUUUUUUUUUUUUUGUUGUUGUGUUUUAAUUUUUUGUUGAUGAGCAAGUGCAAGACCCACCUCUCCAAAUUUUAAACAAUCACAGUCACAUGAAAAGUGAUUUUCAGUAUGCAGUAUAUAGAAGGGAUUCCGGUACCUUCGCACUUCUACAUUAAAAAAAAGUCCCUGAACAUAAAUUUGUAUUUUAUUUUAGUAAAAGAUUUGUGACAGUCUGUUGCAGUGGGAUCCUGCACUUGCUCCGCAGACAUUCCCCCUUUUGUUUGCAUUUGCCAUCAUUUAAUCUGUGUGUACAUUUUAGUUUUUACUUCCUUUUUAUGGUUUGACUUUUCAUCCCCGUAAGUAUUUAAAUUGAGACACAUAGGAAUCAUAAUUUCACCUCAGAUUUCAUUUUGUUUGAGAACAUUUCCUUCACAAAAAACUAAGGAAGAUGGUCAAGUAGCUUUUUGUCUUUGUUCUAUGAAUUUCAUUUGAAAGGACGAAGGUCUUCUUUCUUUGUUGCUAAAGGAAAUAUGCUUUAGCCCAUGUUUGCCCUGCAGAGCAGGAGAAACAUUGGAAUAAUUGUCCUGUUUUGUAAACAUGUAAAAUCAAAGUGUGAGUUGUUUUAACGUCUAUGAACCCUUUUCAUGGACGACAUUAAACAUAGAUCAAGCAGUAAAAGUCCUGGUAGAACUUAGGACCCAACAGUGGCUCAUUCACACACAAAUGUCAAAUGGAUGGGAUGAAGUUGUUGUUGUUAUUAAUCACACCUUUACUCUUCCUGCUAAACAAUGACAACAUGUCUGCUGUCAAAAAAGUCUGUUACAUUUGCACAUGUUGCAGCCAGAGAGUAAGUCUGAGAAGAAGGGUUAGCAUUUUUCUUUUUUCUUUCUCUCGAUAUAUUUUGGCAUUAGGUUCAGAAAAAGGGAUCGAUAGUACUAUUGUGUCACUUUCAGCACAGACAAUUCUGUAUAUUUACAUAUAAAUGCACUAAGACGCUCUUUACCUUUUGCUUUCUGUUGAGACUGUUGUAGCAUUGUUUCACCUGUGUAGAGGCCUGAGCUCCAAUGGCUGCCGCUGGACCAGGGGACGUUAAAGACCCUGAAAACUCUGUCAAAUCUGAAGAAUUACACCAUUACUUAUAAAAAAUAUUUUUGAUUUUAUGAAGAAGUUUACCAAAGGAAUAGUUUUACAAUCAGGCAACUUAUUUGUUCUCUUCUGAAGAGUUUGAUGAGAAGAUUGAAGAUGAAGCCAGGAGCUGUUAGCACAAAGACUGGAAAUGGAGGGAAACAGCUAGCGUGGCUCUGACGAGUAGCUUCUUAGUGAUAAUGAAUUCUCUUUCAAAGGAAUUCGAAAUGUGGAAUUAUUCCUGUAUAAUCUCAGCUCGUCUGCCUAGUCAAAACUGUGUGGGAGCAACUUGGACAAAAAGACCAAAGUCACCUCAAAAUCUCAAAUAUUACUAAAUCCAGAACGGUGCAGUGAAAUCAAUGAUCUGAUUUCAUGUGACACAGACCGAAUGGAGAAUUUUUCUAUUUUGGAGCCGGACGAACGCAGUGAGAAGGUGAAAAUAGGUUUUCAGGGCCUUGGGAGUAAACAAGUCAGCGUAGGUUUCAGUGAAGCAGCGUCAGGGAUGCAGGCACGCCCAUGCACAAGUGUAUCUGUAACGAUAAAGAGUUUGAGUGGUAGUAGCUGCUUAUUGUUGCUCUAUUCUUGCAUAGUGUCGUGUAUUGUUUGACUCGUUGCAGCUCUUCAUUCAGAGCCGGAGCAGAGCAGAUGGUAACUGACGCUGAGGAUGAAAAUUAAGAGAAAUGAGUUGGAUCUUUAAGUUGCAUUUGAUAUAGUCUUUCCCAGGACGUUGUGCGUGUGUACGAAUAAUUUUGCUGUAGGUAUCAAACAUGAGCUUUGACUUUCUGCUUGUGAUUGUUGCUGUUGUGUGCAUUUCCGCUUUGUGUAAACUCAAUUGCCUUAAUUAUAAAGAUGCUCUUGCAGCACCUGUAUGAAUGUUUAAAGGAAUGUGUGUUCCUUGUUCUCAGUGAAUCAUCUAACCGGUUCUUCCAUCAGGAUCACUGUGCCUUUCUCAAUAAUGACUUUGCUUUUUUUUUUUCAUUCAUUAACUCAUUGAUGCUGUUGAGAUUCUCACCCACUAUGAUUCGGCUCUUUUUAUUUUAUUCUUCCUCUCCACUGGGGGCAUUGCACUCACAUGUUCAGCAAAGGGAAUUUGUGCUGCAAGAGCAUCUUAUUAAAGAUCAAUUCAUGUGUUCUGUGGAAACAAAGUGACUGUUGAUUUCAUCUCCAAUCCCUCUCGCUGUUAGCGCUAAUAAAUUUGAUUUCAAAUUGUGUGUCGGACUCAAGUGGAGCUUUUUAGCAUUUUAAGAUUUCUUGAAAUAAAAUUGUGUCCUUGA
This is a messenger RNA of Pleuronectes platessa (European plaice), 4246 nucleotides long. RefSeq names its product lysosomal-associated membrane protein 2 (gene lamp2). The coding region runs from base 132 to 1583 and encodes 483 amino acids. The record is from RefSeq and is a predicted model, not a curated record. NCBI's taxonomy places the organism in Eukaryota, Metazoa, Chordata, Actinopteri, Pleuronectiformes, Pleuronectidae. Gene Ontology annotation, cellular component: membrane. The transcript is spliced from 9 exons.